AAGAGACCUCGCGAAAGCGAAGACAACGACGAUGGUGCUGGAAGAUCCCGAAGAGGACGAUGCCCUGUCCUCCUCUCGAUACCGCUACGACGUCUUCCUCAGCUUCCGCGGCGCCGACACGCGCCACGGCGUCACCGAUCGCCUCUACCGCGAGCUCGCGCUCAACGGCGUCCGCGCCUUCCGCGACGAGGAAGGCCUCGAGGGAGGGGAGGAGAUAUCGUCGGGCCUCCUGGAGGGGAUCGACGACUCGGCGGCCGCCGUGGCCGUUAUCUCCGAGAACUACGCCGAGUCGAGGUGGUGCCUGGAGGAGCUCGCGUACAUCGUCGAGCGCCGGAAGCUGUUGCUCCCGGUGUUCUACAACGUGGACCCCUCGCACGUGCGGAGGCAGGCGGGCCCGUUCGAGCGGGGGUUCCAGAAGCACGAGGGGAGGUACGGAGAGGAGGUGGUCCGCCCGUGGAGGACGGCCAUGGAGAAGGCUGGUGGAAUCUCCGGCUGGGAUUCGAGGAGCAGGGACGAAGCGGAGCUAAUCCAAUCUCUAGUGAAGAGAAUAUUGACCAAGUUGAAGAACACGCCCUUGGGAGUGGCCAAGUAUCCCGUUGGACUCGAACGUCGCUUCGAAGAGCUGAAGAGGAUUGUGAACGUCAAUUCGAAGGGUGUCCUGAUCUUGGGAUUCCAUGGAAUGGGAGGAAUCGGCAAGACAACCCUUGCCAAGGCUCUUUACAACAAGCUCGUGGUUCACUUCCGACGCCGCAGCUUUGUUCCAAAGAUAAGAGAGGCUUCCCGGAUGGAAGGUGGCUUAAAAUCUCUCCAAGCCAAACUGAUCAGUGAUCUUACCUCAAGUAAGGAGUCAGGACAGCGAAUCGAGAAUGUUGGAGCCGGCAUCAAUCUGAUAAGAAGUCUAGUGUUCGAGGAACCCGUUUUCAUUGUGCUCGAUGAUGUGGACGAUAUAAGGCAAAUUAAGGCACUGGCCGGUAGUCGAGACUGGUUCUACGAAGGAACUCGAAUCAUCGUGACCACAAGAGACAAAGAGGUCCUCCCGGAGAGCAUAGUGAAUGUGUUUUAUGAGGUGAAGGAGUUGACUUCCCCAGAGGCACUUCAGCUGUUCAGUCUCCAUGCCUUUGGAAGGGACCAACCGACUAAAAGUUUAAAGGGCGUGGCAGAGAAAAUUGUGGCUCUCACGGGGGGACUCCCGCUGGCUCUGGAAGUAUUUGGAUCCUUCUUGUAUGACAAGAGGAGGGCAGAGGAAUGGCAAGAUGCAUUGCAGAAGCUGGGACAGAUUCGACCCGGCCAUUUGCAAGAUGUUCUUGGGAUAAGCUUUAAUGCGCUCGAUGACCAAGAGAAGUGUGUUUUCCUCGAUAUCGCAUGCUUCUUCGUUCAGAUGAAGAUGACUAGAGAAGAUGCUAUAUAUGUAUUGAGGGGUUGUGGUCUAAAUCCUGAGAUAACAAUUAAGGUUCUAAUAGCAAAAUCGCUUCUUAAAAUCAUUGAGGAUGGCGUCUUGUGGAUGCAUGACCAAAUAAGGGACAUGGGAAGAGAUAUUGUUCAGCAAGAAAACUAUGAACACCCUAGUAUGCGCAGCAGAUUAUGGGACCGCGAUGAAAUCCUCACAGUUCUGAAGAACAAGAAGGGAACAAGAAAUAUUCAGGGAAUUGCAUUGGACAUGGGAAAAAGGGAGGAGAUAAGCACAACAGCUCUACUAAGACAUUACUUCAUUUUGCACCGCUCUUUUCAGUCAGCAUUUGCAUACUUCAGGGAAAUGUGCAAGAAAUGUUUUCCCCGGAAGCAAGACAAUGAUAAGGUGGUGACUCUGCAAACUACUUGUUUUACACAGAUGGUCGACCUUAGGCUGCUUCAAAUUAAUUAUGUGGCACUGGAUGGAGGUUUCAAGCAUAUACCAGCAGAACUGAAGUGGCUUCAGUGGAAAGGUUGCCCUCUGAAGACAUUUCCUUUCGACAGUUGCCCCCAGGAUCUUGCAGUCCUUGACCUCCCAGAAAGCAAAAUCACUAGUAUGCUGGAGCGGAGACAUUCUAAGAAACAGUUGGCUAAGAAAUUGUUGGUCAUGGAUCUCCGUGAUUGCUAUGACCUUACUGAUAUCCCCAAUUUAUCUGGGUUUGAUAUCUUGGAGAAACUGAUUCUUGUGCGUUGCAAAGGACUUCUGAAGAUUCAUAAGUCAGUCGGUGACCUGACCAAGUUGAAAUAUUUGAACCUCAGUGACAGCUCCAAUCUUUUGGAAUUCCCAAGUGAUGUCUCUGGAUUGAAAUGUCUUGAAACACUUGUCCUCUCUGGUUGUUCAAAGCUCAAGGAACUGCCGACAGACCUUAGUGGGAUGAGAUCUUUGAAGGAGCUUUUCAUUGAUUACACGGCGAUAAAGCAACUUCCUCAGUCAAUCUUUCGACUCACAAAAUUAGAGAAUUUCAGUUUAAAGAGAUGCACUGCACUGGAACAACUUCCUGAUUGCAUUGGAGAACUGAGAUCUCUAAAGAACAUUGCUCUUGAUGGUUCAGCAAUCAAAGGACUUCCAAGUUCAAUAGAGUCUUGGACAGAGCUUGAGAAACUAAGUCUUGUGUUGUGCAGAUCGCUUACGACACUUCCUGAUACUAUUGGGAAUCUCAGAUCAUUGACACAUCUUUUCCUUGGUUGCAGUUCACUGACACAGCUACCUGCUUCUGUGGGUCACUUAUCCCAGUUAAAAUGCCUAUCCCUCAAUCUUUGUAAACAUCUAAGCCAAUUGCCUGACACAAUUGGUGGCUUGUCAUCUUUGGUUUGGUUUAAUUUAGACGGGACAGCAAUUGAAGAAGUUCCUAGUCAGGUUGGGGCUUUGAACAUGCUCGAAAAACUUGAGAUGAGAUCGUGUCAUUUGCUAAAAACAUUACCAGAGUCCAUUGGAAAUAUGUUGAGCCUGACCGAUCUGUUCUUGGAUGACACCAUGAUAACAUCACUGCCAGAGUCCAUAGGAAUGCUUGAAAGGCUUCGCACCUUAAGACUAAGUCAAUGCGCAGAACUCCGGCAACUACCUGCUUCACUUGGGAAGUUGAAAAGUCUGGUUUACUUAGUAAUGUCAGGAACUUGUGUCACAGAAUUACCCCAAGAAUUUGGGAUGCUCACAAGCCUGACGUCAUUAAAAAUGAGAAAAAAGCCAAAUAGAGGACAGCCUCUAAAACAUAUCGUUCUUCCAGAGUCCUUUGCAAAUCUCUGUUCCUUGAAAGAGAUGGAUGCUCAUGCUUGGGGAUUUUCAGGAAGCAUCUCUGAUAAUUUUGAAAGGUUGUCAUCCUUGGAAGAUUUGAAUUUGGGUCGUAACGAUUUGUCUAGCUUGCCAUCCAGUCUGGGGGGCCUUGUGCUUCUGAAAAAACUCAAUUUGUCUUAUUGUAACAAGCUCACAUAUCUGCCUCCACUUCCCUCGAGCUUGCUUGAGUUGAAUAUGGCAAACUGUACUGCAUUGGAGAGUAUAUAUGACUUGACAAAUGUAAAGGGUUUAAAGGAGCUGAAUUUUACCAGUUGCAGCAAUUUAGUUGACAUCCCCGGUCUCCAGGAAUUGAAGUCUCUAAGACGUUUAUUCUUGGGUGGUUGCAAGGCAUGCUUCCCAGCAGUGAAGAGAAGAAUUGAAAAGGUUGCUUUAAAGCAUUUGUACAACUUGAGUGUUCCUGGGAGUGAGAUUCCACUAUGGUUUUCUCAGGAAGUUUCUCAUUUUACUGCUCCAAAGAACCGUGAGAUUAGAGGAAUAAUUUUCGCUGUUGUUGUCUCUCUGGAAAGUGUAAACCCGGGAAACAUUCCACUACCAGCACUUGUGGACAUUAAAGGAAGGCUUCUCAGGCUUGAAGAUGCAAUACACACCACGGUAUUAAACCUGAUGGGGGUCCCAGACACAAGUGAGGACCAGCUUUACUUGAUUAGAUUUCCGGAAUUCAAGCCAAUGGUUCGGAUGAUAAAAGAAGGAGACAGGAUAGAUAUAGUGCUGCGAGACCCGCCCUAUUUUCCUGGCCUCUCACUGAAAAAGCGCGGGAUUUAUCUGGUUUUCGAGAACGAUGAUGAUUAUGAUGGUAAUGAAGAAUGGUUGGAGGAAUCCCAGCAGUCAGUGUCUCAGAAACUGGCCAAGUUCCUCAGUUCCUUGUGAAAUAUAUCUUUCUUUAUCCUCACAAUAGAGUGACAAAAAGCUACUCUAAACUUCUACUUUAGAAACUCUUUCGUCACUCCACCACUUCACAACAUGCCUCUAUCGGCAAUAUUUGGUCCAGGGUUCAUUCCAAGAGUAGAAAGGAAUUGUUUAUGUAAGGUGAUGGUACACGUUUUCUUGCAAAUGGCUUUUGCUUACAGAAUAGAGUAGGAUACUGCUCCGACACAUA
This is a messenger RNA of Eucalyptus grandis, 4337 nucleotides long. RefSeq names its product disease resistance protein RPV1. The transcript is spliced from 5 exons. Gene Ontology annotation, molecular function: protein binding; methyltransferase activity; ADP binding. Bases 32 to 4108 code for a protein of 1358 amino acids. Lineage: Eukaryota; Viridiplantae; Streptophyta; Magnoliopsida; Myrtales; Myrtaceae. The record is from RefSeq and is a predicted model, not a curated record. Gene Ontology annotation, biological process: signal transduction; defense response; methylation.